This is a messenger RNA of Phacochoerus africanus (Common warthog), 1486 nucleotides long. Its product is annotated as paraneoplastic antigen-like protein 5. The coding region runs from base 106 to 1434 and encodes 442 amino acids. The record is from RefSeq and is a predicted model, not a curated record. The transcript has a single exon. Lineage: Eukaryota; Metazoa; Chordata; Mammalia; Artiodactyla; Suidae.
ACGACUCUGCCUUCAUAUUUGGCCUUGACUUGCCUGAGUCCUGAUCAAACUCUGUGAGCUGGUCCCUGCACCUGCUAUUAGAUCAGUUCAUAGAAAGUGGGAGCAAUGGCUGUGACAUUGUUGGAGGAUUGGUGCAAGGGGAUGGACCUGGACCCCAGGAAGGCCCUGCUGAUUGUGGGGAUCCCCGUGGAGUGCAGUGAGGCUGAAAUUAAAGAGACCGUGAAGGCAGGCUUACAUCCCCUGUGCACCUACAGGGUGCUGGGCAGAAUGUUCAGAAGGGAAGAUAAUGCUAAGGCAGUUUUCAUUGAGUUGGCUGAUACUGUCAAUUAUGCUAUGAUUCCCAGAGAGAUACCAGGAAAGGGAGGUGCCUGGGAAGUGGUUGUGAAACCCCGCAGCUCAGAUGAUGAGUUUAUGAAUAGACUCAACUACUUCCUGAAAGACGAGGGCCGGAGAAUGGUAGAUGUGGCCAAGACCCUGGGAUAUAGCACUCCCACUGAGGGCAUGGAGCCAGAGGCCUCGGAUCAGGUCAGGUCACCAGCCUUGCAGCCUCUGAAAGAAAGCGUGUGGUACCGAAAACUCAGAGUGUUUUCGGGAAGCACUUUCCCAGGCCCAGACGAAGACAGCUUUGAAGGCUGGCUGGAGCACGUCACUGAGUUGAUGCCACUCUGGCAGGUGUCAGAGGUCGAGAAGAGGCGCCGUCUGCUGGAGAGCCUUCGCGGCUCUGCCCUGUCCGUCGUGCGGGUGCUCCGGGCCAAUGAUGAAUCUAUGACCGUGGAGCAGUGUCUGGACGCCCUGAAGCAAAUUUUUGGGGCUAAAGAGGACUGCAGAACCUCGCAAUUUAAGUUCCUCCAGACCUUCCAGAAAUCGGGAGAGAAAAUCUCUAGUUUUUUGCUACGGUUAGAGCCCCUGCUGCAGAAAGCCGUGCAAAAGAGCCCCUUGUCAGUGAGAAGCACAGACAUGAUUCGCCUGAAACACAUCCUGGCUCGGUCCUGCAUGAGCACCAGCCUCCGGGCCAAGUUAGAGCUCCUGGAUCAGCGAAGCCGUGCUCCCACUUUCCUCGAGUUAAUGCAGGUCAUUCGAGAUGAAGAGGAGUGGGAGGCCACCAUGGGCCUGACGAAGGAGAGGCAAGUGGGGAGGGGCCACAGGGCCUCCGGCAGGCCGGUGCUGGUGGAAGCCGGUGUCCCAAUGCCUCAGGUCGUGGUGCAGACGGGGCCCUUUAACGAGAGCAGCACUCAGACCAUCCAGGAAGGGAUUAGCCUGUCCCUGAAGCGCAGGCGCAUGUCAUGCUGCUACGGUAGUGGGGAGGAAGGCCCCAGCCAGGCAGCGUGUCCUAGCGUGGAGAACCAAGCUCCAGCGAAACAGAAGCCUCAGUUUGCAGCAGCAGAGUCGGGAAACGAGAUGGGGGCUGGGGCAAUGAGCCACCCCGAGCCCUAGGAAGCGUAGGCUCAGUACCUCCAGGCACCCCUUCCCCUAGCAGGCAACUAAA